GGACGGCGCAGAGGCACUGCCGCAGCGCUUCCUUCCUGCCGAGCAGCAGGAAAGAGAUCUGUCCUUAAAAGCGUUUCAUUGAGGUCGUGAUGUCCGAGAGCAACACGCCGCUGAUAGAACACCGGCUGUUUCGGGACUUCGCCGGUCAUGAGAGAGGACGCUGCACACGUGCACAGCGCCCAUGCAUCCAUCCGCUCACUUCCUGUGUGUCGUGGCAAUGUCACGUUAUGUCAGGUUGGAAGCAGCAUGCCAAGGGCGGCCCGGCGCUGCUGUCUGUGUCGGCUGUAGUGGGUGGAACGCUUCAGGUCCUCGCAGGUGCGUGGGCGGGAGGGCCCUGUGUGCUGGUCGGCUACCUGCACGCGGGGCGCGACACCAUCCAUCCAUCCAUGUCUGCAUUGGAUGCGCUCCUCUCUCUCUCUCUCUCUCUCUUGUGCAGGUUUGGUGACCGCUCUGACGCAAUUGCUGACACUGCGUCCACUCAUUGCCCUGCUCAACAUAUACAUGAUCGUCUUCGGGCUAUUCAUCAUCGCUAUCGAGGUGGGCGCAGGCAGCGAUUCUGUAUGAUGUCUAUCCACUCUGUGUGACGCGCGUGUAUGUGGAUGCAGGUGGCGAGAUGGACCACAUUUCUGGGCAUCCGGCACUGGCUGCAGCAGUGGUUCAGAUUCACACAGAGAUGUGAGGGAGCUGACUGAACGGCCACAAGAACACAGCGAGAGUAUGGUGUGUGCGUGUGUGUGUGCGUGUGUGUGUGUACAGGCAUCGGCCGUGGUGUGCUUCACCUUUUUGUAGCAACGUUUGCUCUCAUACAGUUCCCAAACCCACUGUCGACCGUCACAGGUAGCCGACACCAACCAGCAAAGCCGUCAGAUGCACGUCAUGUCAUGUCAUGUCUGCACGUCCUUGAUGCAUCCAUCGACUGCAGGUGCCAUACUGGGCCUGGUCGGCAUCGCGACUAUCAUAACGGGCAUCUACGCGGGCUUCAAAGUGCAGGAACUCCACCAGGUGCGUAUGUGCCUAUGUGCUGCCCAGACUGACACGCCCAUCCAUUAAUGGCAUUGAUGAACGAAUGUGCCCGCCCGCCCGUCUGCAUGUGUGUGUCCUGUCGUGUCCUGCAGGAGUUGAAGGCCAAGUGUGGGGCCAUCGACCGUGCUGGCGGCGAGGGCCCCUUGGGCUACGCUGAGGUGAAGUGGCAGUUCGCCCUGAUGGAUCAGGACGGCAGCGGCCAGGUGACGCGCAACGAGCUGGACGGGUGGCUCAAGAAGAACAACAUUGCCGUGAGCGAGCUGGAGCUGGAGGCACUCAUGGCCUACCUCGACCCUGACGGCUCCGGGAGCGUCAACCUGGAUGAAUUCUAUGCCUGGUUCAUCUCCAGGCACGGCUGGGGGCCAGCGUGGGUGUAGAGAGAGAGGCGGGGAGGCAGACAGGCAGGCAGGCCACGGCGAGUGGGUGAGCGGAUCUGUAGCCAUUCACUGCGUAGGUAGGCGCUUCUAAGGUAUUUUUCGAUGUGAGCCGAAGGUGGGCGGAUGGCUGGGUGAUAUCUGGCAUCGUCGUCCUUUGCUCUUGCCUCGGUGGGAAGGAUCUCGCGCAGUGGCAGGCGUUCAUGCGACUGCCUGCCACUGAGUGGCGUGCUUCUCCCGGAGCUCAGAACAGAGAGACGAGACGGCCACAGCAACACAGAUUUGUGGCAGGCAGGCCCUGUGCACCCACAGAGGCCUUUUAUGUAUGCAUGUGCGUGUGUGGGUGUGCAUGUGGGCAUGUGUGUGUAAGCGCUGCGUAUAUGCGUCCGUCCCAAUUUUCUCGCCAUGCCACCAUGCGUGAUUUUCCAUGCGCUUUAUGGGACUGUGUGAGGCGCUUGACAAUUCAGAACAGCCAACGCGUUAGUUCUCAUGUCGGUGUGUCUGCGUGUCUGCGUGUACGGUAUAUAUAUGUGUGUGUGUGUGUGAACACUGUGUGCGUACAUAUGCGCCACCAUCCGUGUGUGAAGAUUCAUCCGUGCGUGUGGACAGCUCUCAAUUGAUACGUAC
Messenger RNA from Vitrella brassicaformis, 2024 nucleotides. NCBI's taxonomy places the organism in Eukaryota, Vitrellaceae. The record is from the annotation of a GenBank genome assembly.